Molecule: messenger RNA, 1687 nt
Organism: Anopheles aquasalis
Lineage: Eukaryota; Metazoa; Arthropoda; Insecta; Diptera; Culicidae
Product: cysteine sulfinic acid decarboxylase
Biological process (GO): carboxylic acid metabolic process
Cellular component (GO): cytoplasm
Molecular function (GO): carboxy-lyase activity; pyridoxal phosphate binding
Source: RefSeq, a predicted model, not a curated record
CCCGUACCGCACAGGACGGAACUCGAACCGGAUCGGAGCAACCAUCAAGUGCAAGCAAAACAGAGAACGAUGAACGAUGGCACACAUAAUGGACACGACGCUGGCAACGAGUGGGCCAUGCUGGAUCGCAUUUAUCGGAUACUGACCGAGGAGGGAUAUCUCGGAGGAUCGACAUCGACCGAGCGGAGCCAUGUGCCGCCGGUGGUCAAGUUUGAGCAUCCGGCCGACUUAAAGCGGUUAAUACACUUCCCGAUGGACGAAAAGGAACCGAGCAGUGAGGCCACGAUCGAGCGGAUCAUCCGCCAGGUGCUGCACUACUCCGUAAGGACCGGCCAUCCACACUUCCACAAUCAACUGUUUGCCGGCGUCGAUCCGUACGGUCUCACCGGUAGCUGGAUCACGGAAGCCCUCAACACUAGUCAGUACACCUUCGAGGUGGGUCCCACGUGUACGUUGAUCGAGAAUGCGGUAAUCGAGAAGUGUCUGCAACUGUUCGGCUUCCCUGCUACUGGCGAUGGCAUCCUGUGCCCUGGUGGUUCUAUGUCCAAUAUGUACGCAAUCGUGGCCGCCAGGUUUCGAAGGGUACCGGAUGUAAAGCGGACGGGUGUUACCAACCUUCCGGAACCGCUCGUAGCCUUUACCUCCGAAGAUGCUCACUACAGUAUCACGAAAGCUGUUCACUGGCUAGGGAUUGGUUUGAACAAUCUGAUCAAAGUGAAAACCGAUCACACCGGACGGAUGAUACCGGAGGAGCUGGAACGUGCGAUCGAGAACGUGAUCACAUCGGGAAGGCGUCCUUUCUUCGUCAAUGCAACGGCCGGUACGACGGUGCUCGGUGCGUUCGAUGAUUUCAACGCGAUCGCCGACAUCUGCGCACGCUACACCCUCUGGUUGCACGUGGACGCAUGUCUCGGUGGGACCGCCAUUCUGUCGCGCUCCCAUCGCCAUCUACUGGCCGGUGUGCAACGGGCCCAUUCGUUGGCCUGGAAUCCCCACAAAACGCUUGGUGCACCAUUACAGUGCUCGGUGUUGGUGGUGCAGGAGCGUGGUUUACUGCACGAGUGCAACGCCGCCAACGCGGACUAUCUCUUCCAGCAGGACAAAUUCUACGACAUCUCGUACGAUACGGGCGACAAGAGUGUCCAGUGUGGCCGGAAGGUGGACGCCAUCAAGUUCUGGCUCAUGUACAAGGCCCGUGGUGAGACCGGACUCGAAUCUCUGGUCGAUAAUGCGUUCGAGUGCUCCCGAUAUCUGCACGAGCUGGUGAGCACCCGUGCCGGCUUCCGACCGGUGCUGACCCAGUUCCAAUACACGAACAUUAGCUUCUGGUACAUACCGAGUUGGAUGCGGUGGACACAAGAGGAGCCUCCCACUGAGCGAUGGUGGCAACGGUUGUACACCGUCACGGCCGACAUCAAGGAGCGCAUGGUCAUGCGUGGAACGGCCCUGGUCGGAUACGUGCCACUGUUGCACAAGGGUAUCGGGAACUUUUUCCGCAUGGUCGUAACCUGCCAUCCACGGCCGACCCGGGAGUCGAUGCUGUUCAUCGUAGACGAGAUCGAGCGCAUCGGGGAAUCGUUCGGAAUUCAGAACACGGACCCGGACCUGAACCGGAAUGAAAGCAACCCAGAGUGAAUGAUAGUAAAUUUGAAAAACCUUCUAUUUUAAUACAAUAAAAUGCAUUUAA